Molecule: messenger RNA, 1008 nt
Organism: Seriola dumerili (greater amberjack)
Lineage: Eukaryota; Metazoa; Chordata; Actinopteri; Carangiformes; Carangidae
Gene: serp1
Product: stress-associated endoplasmic reticulum protein 1-like
Exons: 3
Coding region: 142-339 (65 amino acids)
Biological process (GO): endoplasmic reticulum unfolded protein response
Cellular component (GO): endoplasmic reticulum
Source: RefSeq, a predicted model, not a curated record
ACGUAUACAAGUUAGAGGAUCUCCCAGUCCGUCCGCGUCCGGAGGUAAGGGUAGCGACACUGAAACAAAGGCUGAGAAACAAACGACAACCGAAUAAAAACCAUCCGAAGCAGAAGAAAAAACAUCAGAGAAGAAGACAAGAUGGUGGCCAAGCAGAGAAUCCGCAUGGCGAACGAGAAACAUAGCAAGAACAUCACUCAGCGAGGAAACGUGGCCAGGUCAACGAGGAACAUCAGUGAGGACAAAGGUGUGGGUCCCUGGCUGCUCGCUCUCUUCAUUUUUGUCGUCUGUGGAUCAGCCAUUUUCCAGAUCAUCCAAAGCAUCAGAAUGGGCAUGUAGAGUGAUGUCACCAGCAGGGGGUGGGGCUGACGAUGGUGAUGAUGAUGAAGGAACUACGAAUGCCAACAUCAUCAGACCGUCACGCUCCCGCCUCGAACUGACCCCACCUGAACAUUCCUGAACUCUGGCGGCCGCCUGCAGGCGUUCCUGCACAGAAGCAACCAAACAAACCCGGAAAACCAGCCCCUCGCCCCCUUGACCAAACCCUGCGCCCUGAAGACCUGUGUUUAUUCCAGUUAUCUGUAUUGAUUUAAUGUGUCUCUGCUGUGACCUUCUCACAGUCUCCUGCCUGUAAACAAGCCAUACAUGUGCCAUUCUCUGUUUAACUGUGCUUUAACCCCGCCCCCUCUGAUUACACCUUAUCAGCACAACCCAAGGGGGGUCACAGUCCAACCUGCUCCAGUAAACUGUUUACCCCAGACCAAAAUAAAUUAAUCUGUGUGUUUGUGUUGUAUCAGACAUCUGCCCUUGUCACAUUCCAGCUGAUCUGAUCUUUCCUGCUCCUCCUGAUCCUCCUCUUCCUCCUCCUCCUCCUCCUCAGUGAAAACGAGAUAAAGUGAGAUGAAGGUCUUUUGAAUCAGAAGGUUUGGAGGUGCUGACAGGUGUGUCUGCACUGUGUGCAGCCUCACCUGAACAAAGUGUUCGCAGAAUAAAGUUUCAUUUUGAUGA